Molecule: messenger RNA, 9165 nt
Organism: [Torrubiella] hemipterigena
Lineage: Eukaryota; Fungi; Ascomycota; Sordariomycetes; Hypocreales; Clavicipitaceae
Source: the annotation of a GenBank genome assembly
UCACGCGCCUGUUGGCACCACCAAAUUGGUUCAUUCGUGCAAAGCGUCUUUGGAUAGAAUAUUUUCAUACAAUUGAUGUGUGUGAUUCAUUUUCUAGACCUGCUUAUACGACAUUGCAUACGGAUGAUUCCUCAACCUUACUGAAUUCAAUGCAAUUGCAGGGUUCAUUCUGCGGCUAAUCCCACUCACACGUUAAUUAUCACACGCUACCAUGGCUGCCACUAAAUCAAAAACCGAAGAAGCCAAUGGCACAAUAGACUCACCAUCAGUUCAGCCAUCCGCUGUAAAAGUGGAAGAUUUGAAUGAGGAUGAUCUCGUCAAAGAGGAAGAAGAGGCACGUGUCGCUAAUAACCUUGCCGAAGAGCGCCGACGGAAAGCCAUUGCCAACAAGCGAAAGAAGAAGAAGAAGGCCGAGACAAAGGCUGAGCGAGAAGCAAAGGCCCGCGAAUUGGACGAGCUGCUCAUGAAGAGUGCUGCCUUUAGCGAUAUCCUUACGAAGAAGACCCAAGUACUGGGCCGAGUGGGCUCUGGCUUGGAUGGCAAGACUCUUGGUGAACACAACCUACAGAUGGCCAAGCAGCCAAAGUGCUUGGUUGGCGGCACUAUGCGCGACUACCAGCUCGAAGGUCUUACAUGGAUGUAUGAAAUCUGCUCGCAAGGCAUGAGCGGAAUCCUGGCUGAUGAGAUGGGUCUGGGAAAAACAGUUCAGACAAUCUCGCUGCUAGCGCUCCUCCGCGAACAGGAAAACUAUCUUGGCCCGCAUCUUAUUGUUGCUCCUCUUAGCACAUUAUCGAACUGGCUGGACGAAUUCAACCAUUGGACGCCCUCGAUUCCCGUCAUCAUGUACCACGGCAACGCGGUUCAGAGAGAAGAGAUAUUCAACAAGCACCUGAUGAAGAAUCUGAAAGGAGGGCGCCCAACUGACAAGUUCCCUGUUGUCUGCACAUCUUAUGAAAUGGUACUUCGUGACCAACACCACUUGUCCCGAAUUAACUGGGAGUUCAUCAUCAUCGACGAAGGCCAUCGCAUGAAGAAUGCCGAGGCCAAGCUCUUCCAACAGCUCCGCCAAUUCACCUCCGCAACGCGAUUGCUCAUAACGGGAACACCGCUUCAGAACAACUUGAAAGAGCUUUGGUCUUUGCUACACUUUUUAUUGCCAGACAUCUUUACAGAUUGGGAGAGCUUUGAGUCGUGGUUUGACUUUUCAGACCUCGAGGACGAGCAAGGUACCGAAGAGUUCAUUGCUGAUAAGAUGAAGCAAGAAUUGGUCAAAAAGAUGCAUCUCAUUUUGCAGCCACUACUCUUGCGGAGAAUUAAACAAGAUGUGGCUGCAUAUCUCCCCAAAAAGCGAGAAUACGUUCUGUUUGCGCCGAUGACCAAGGAACAGACCGACUUAUACAACGUCUUGAGCGACAAAGACACAGAUACCCGCGCUUACUUGGAAGACAAAGCAGCCGAGCAGAUUCAAAGCGCUAUCCUAUCCAGGGCGUCCAGCACCAGAUCUACAAAGCGAGGAGCAGCCAAGAAGGCAAAGGACACCAAAACAAUCACUCUACCUGUCAGAGAAAGCCCCCGUAGUAGCCGCACCUCAAACGUGUCUGCAGCACCUACACUAAAUGCAUUCGCCAUGAUGAUGGGUAAACGAGCACCUCGAACGCCACUCAAAGAAACCGAUCCCAUAAACACGCCGCGCAACUCGAGCGCGAAGCGAAAGAGUCCACCGCAGCUGAUUGAGCCAGAAGCCAAGAGCUCGCGAUCCAGCAGACAGUCCACGCCAGCAUCUACACGCGGCCGCCGUCGCAAGAGCCGCACUUAUGCAGAAGCAGACUCUGGUGAAGAAGACGAGCUUUCCGACGACGCAUUUGAAUCUAAGCUCGCCCAAGAACUAGAAGACUCUGCCGACACCGACACCGAACCUUCUGUCCCGCUCUCUGCUGAAGAGCUUGAGCGUACAGAAACCCUCGAACUUGCUAAGAAACAAAUUGCCGCCAAAAAGCUAGGCAAUCCCGUCGCCCAGCAGCGCCUCGUCUGCAACUCACCACACAACUUCUACAGCCCAUGGGCCUCGUCAACCGACAUCCCCGUCGACGAAACAAUCGUCACUGCAUCAGGCAAGAUGCUCAUGCUCGACCGUCUACUUCCUCGCCUCUUCGCGGACGGCCACAAAGUCCUCAUCUUCUCCCAGUUCAAGAUGCAGCUCGACAUUCUCGAGGACUACUGCCGCGAGCUUCGUGGCUGGGACGUAUGCCGUAUCGACGGCGGCGUGUCGCAGCAAAGCCGCCGCGACCAGAUCCGCGACUUCAACAACGAUCCCAACUACAAGAUCUUCCUGCUGUCCACGCGCGCCGGCGGCCAGGGCAUCAAUCUCGCAUCCGCCGAUACUGUGAUCCUAUUCGACUCGGACUUUAACCCGCAGCAAGAUCUGCAGGCCCAGGACCGCUGCCACCGCAUCGGCCAGACUAGGCCUGUUAUCGUCUACCGUCUAGCAACGCGCGGGACCGUGGAAGAGACACUGCUCAUGUCGGCCGAUGCGAAGCGUCGUCUCGAGAAGCUCGUCAUUCGAAAAGGCGGGUUCAAGUCUAUGGGGCAGAAGAUGGAGGGCGGUGUCCAGGAUGACCUAGACAAGGAAGCUCUGCGCAAUCUGCUGCUCAAGGAUGGCCAGGUCUACGAAACAUCCGGUAGUGAUAGUAUUCUCAGUGAAGAUGACCUUGCUACGAUAUGUGAUCGUUCAGAUGCUGCGUACGAAAAGGCUGCGAGCGGCGAGGCAGCCGGUACCGAGGGCUACUGUGUCGUGGAAACUGGCGCUGACUCUAUCAAGGUCAACUGGCAGAAUUAAGCUAUACAUGGAAACGUAACGCUUUCAAAACUGAAUUACAGGAUAGAAAAGAAUUAAUGAAAUACGAUUUUUAUAUGAAAAUAUGUAAAAGAGAACGCUGUGUAAGGAUGAAAGAGUGUACAAAUACAUAUAAAAGGCUGGUGCCAAAGCAUUGCAUGUAAGCCGGCCCUCGCUAAACAAAAAAGAAAAAAAGGAAAUAACGCCGUCUAUGGUAUGUCGUGUUCUCAAUUAAGUUCCGUUACAAACCCAAUCUGCCUGCGAGCAUCGGCAUUGGAUGUGCCUGUACCAGCAGCGAUUCGGCCAGCAAGCCGCUCCUGGCUCUCCACCAGUUUUCGUUGUGAGUCUAGACGCUUGCCCAGUCUCUGUUCGGCAACACUGUCGAUGCGAUCGACUGCCUCACGCUCGCUAAUGCGGAUGGCACUCAUCUGGCGGGUGUUGUCGAUGCGCUCCUUGUUCAUCAGCCCUUCCCACUCCAGCGCCUUGCGCUGCUUGAUCUCCUGCGCUUGCUGCUCGGCAGUAGCGAGUGCCCGUGAUCGGUUCAUAUGCGCCUCGGUCAACAUGUGCUGCUCAGCCAUGCGACGCUGCAUUGUGGCCGCCGCGAUAUCCUCUUCAAGGUUUGCCUUUGUCUUCAUCGCCUGCAGCUCCUCGCUUUGUUGUCGGCGGCGCCGGGUUUCUUCAAGUUGUGCUCGCUGAUCCGAUAUUUGUUGCUCAACGCUGGCGGCUUCGCGGCGGCGGGCGAGUAAUGUCGCGUGCUCUUGGGAUUCUUCUGCAAGGCGUGCUAGGCGGGCCAGACGAGCUCGCUCCAGCACAGCAAUAUCUUCGGGGAGUCCAGCGGCAUCCUCUGGUUGAGCACCGUUGUUGGCAUAGAAGACGUCUGUAGCGCGGUUCGCUCGCAGAAUGCCUAUCAGAUCCUCAAUGGUGUCUGACGGCUUUACAAGCUUCUUCAAAUACAUCGUUGGUGAGUAUGUAUGGGAUUCGUCAGUAUAAUAGUUGAAGGACUUGUCGAUGUGCUUCCAAAAGCCACUCUUCAAAAGGGCUCUCGUUGCCACAAUUGGAUUCGUAGCGUCGAAGCAGAGGAGCAGCGCCGACUUGCCGUUGUACUUGAUGGCGGGAUCCGAGUUGGAUUCCAGCAAGAAUGACAUAAUCUUUUGCAUUUGACGUUCAAGCUCAGCGGGCGCAAGGUCAUUGUUAGUUCCAUGCAGACAGACUUCGCUGAGAGCACUUCUGCCAUUAUGAAUGGCGCUAGGGAAGUCUGGGUGAUGGCCGGCCUUGAUUAGGACUUUAACAGCCGCCAUGUUGAGUUGCUGGGCUGAAUUAUGAAGGGAGCCGUCAUCAGAAGAAGGGUCAGCUGCCAAAAUGCUUGACAUCAUUUUGACGGCAACAUCGCCGCCCAUCAGCGUCGUCAUGGCGAGCGGUGUACGGCCUUGUUGGUCCACAACAUCAACGUCCGCCCCUUCUAGAAGGAGUGUAUUGACAACGUCCGGUCUUCGGCACUGAAUUGCCAACAUCAGUGGUGUUGUGGAUGUAAUUGACGAAGGUGUAUUGACAUUCGCACCGCGCUCAGUGAGCGUUUCGAUAACAGCGGUACUGACUUUCUUCUGAGGCUGUGCAAUCGCCCACACAAGUAGCGUCACAACCUCUUCCUCGUCAGCAUCCUCAUGCAAUUUGCAUUUGACGCGUUGAUCGUGGUAAUAUCCAGCAUCCAGCAGUGUUGAAACAACAGUUGUGGAGCGUGGGUACUGGGACAUGGCGCGUACCAAAAUGGGCUGCUCCCCUUGCUGCUUUGUCAUAACGUCAAUCUCGGAGCCAUCUUGUCGAUAGUCGGCAAAGAGCUUGAAGAGCUGUAAGACAUCUUCUUCAGAUAACGCAGUAUCAAAGAUACACUGAAAUGCAAGAGAGAGUGUCUCUGAGUUUGGUUUGCAAGUCAGCAACGCCUUUGCCCAGCCGACAUUCGCUUUUGAAGCUGCAACCUGGAGAGGCUCCCCGUGGUUAAAAUUGACAUCUGGACCAUACGAAACCAAGAGUGACACGAAGCGGUCAGACAAGUUGUUGGUGGCCUCUGUAGAGUUUUUCAAAACAAGCACCAGCGAUGAGCUCAACGCUUCACCUUUUGUGCCCUUGGCACCUUUGUCUAGCAGCAGCUUGGCAGUCCGCAGUCCGUCGUCAGUAAACCACUUCUUGUAACGUUCUGCAGUAAAAGAGCUAGAGUAGGCUCGGUUGAUAUCAACCUUGGGCAUCUCGCGCGUAAAUAAUAGCGGCAAGCACUUAGCAGCAACAUUGUUAGAUGCGUCAAUAAGACUUUGGCAGUCGUUGGCAGUGGGUGAGGCACCAUGAUCAAUCAACAAUUUGACCAGUCGUUCUUCCGGAUCUUCUUCUUUGACAACGUGGUUUAAUACUUUGUGCACGGUCUCAUCGGCUGGGAGGCCAGCCGUUAUGAGACUUUGCACAAUACGAAAUCGGAUACUUCGGUUCAACUGCAGAGAGGCAUUUAGAGCGCUACUCAGAACUGGGUUCGACACCGGAAUCUGUUGGAGGUUAGUACUGUAGUUGGUAGUUAUCCGCAAGGAGCUUACCUGAUUCAAGUUGUCGCUCCAAAUACCUAGCAGGAGCUCAAGACAAAUGACAUUGGCGCUCCGCGUGGCAGCUAGCACGGCCUCUCCGUCACUGUAGUUUGGAUCGGCACCAGAAGCAAGUAGAACUUUCAAAAGCGCCUGUCCAGAUUCGCCAUAACGGGCAGCUGAUUCGAGCUGUGAAUCAACUAUUUGGCCGGAUACGCCCUUUGACAGUAACAGCUCAAAAAUGACAGCCCGUUUGCUAAGAUCCCUAACUUCUGUUGCCGCUUGGAAUGCCUUUUCCAGAGUCAGCUUCGUCGGUUCGGCUCCAGAUUUGAGUAGAACAUCCAGAACUUCGACCGAUCCACCACGACUUCCUUCAAUGAUAGCCUGGCCACUAUUUCCAGAUAUCGAGGCGCCGUGAGCCAUGAGAAGCUUUCCCAAUGCAAGAUCUCCAUCUCUGGCCGCGACUAAUAGUGCGCCAGAAGCAAUAUCUGUGGAGACUCCGACUUCAAGUAGCAGCUCGCAUAUAAUUGUGCGUAUUGAUCGGUUCUUGAUUUCUAUCGCUUGGCCCAUCGCCACAUGACGAACAUCUUGGGUGUGUUUGAAGCUGUGCAGAAUCACAUCUACUAGCUCCGGUAGCUGCUUCGUAACAGCCAUGGGCAAUGCUUCUCCAUCGGACAUAUCUGCGCUCUUCGCUAAUAUGGCCAAAAGCAUCGUCGACUUGGGGUAAGCGCCAAUGCCGUAUGUCAAGGCUCUAUUGACUUCGAGGGCGUCGGCUCCGGACUCCACCAAACGCGUGGUAAGGUUGAGACGAGCGUCAGCAUUUGUAACACGAAGCGCAUGUGGGAGAGCAAACCCUAAGGAUACUACAGUAGGUGGGUAGCGGCAUUUGAAAAUCAAAUCCAAGAUUGCAUCGUUGGUGCCGAUGACAGCGUGGCAUAGAGUAGCAGCUUUGUAGGAAUUCGGGUCAGCGCCUGCCUCAAGGAGGUGUUCAAACGUAGCCAUGCUGGGUGAUUUGUCUCGAUGCUGGAUGAGUGAUUGCGCCUCGUGAAGCAAAAUGCGAUUCAAGUCGUCAAUUCGGGACGACUUGGCAAGCAAGGCGCUGAUUUUCCGUUUCUUCGUUUCGUUCGAGAACAUACCAGCUAGGUCUUGCAGAGCGCGGCUAAUAGUAAUUUCGUUAGGCUUGCCAUACGUCAAAACUGUUUCAAGAACCUGCGGGUCGUUGUUUUCCAUUGCCUUCUUAACAAUAGCACCGUCCAUGUUAUUGAUGUCGGCAUUGCCCUUGUCGAGCAACAGCUGCAAGAUUGCAAGAUCGACCGGCUUCUCCAAAAUCGUAUCUAUAAUAGCGCCAUUGAUUUCUUUGAUGCCGAUAGCAGCUCCCAUUCGGAGCAACAUAGUCAAGAUUUCAAAACGAGCUUUAUGGUCUGGUACUUUGACGGCAUGUUGAAUGUGGAUAGCUGCGGUUUGUGGUGAGACUUUUGCGAUGAUGCCAUUUAGAAACUUGAGAUCCAUCUGUUUUAUAAUGGGGACCAAGGCUUCGCCAGAAUUAUAGUUGAUAUCGGCACCAUGGUCCAACAGCAGCUUGAUCAGAUCAUCGUCUCGUUGGGACGCAGGUGAAUCUAGAGAAUCCUGCAAAGCAACGUGUAGACAUUCGCCGGACAAAGAUCCUCGAAGAAAGAGUUCAAUCAUUUGCGAGCGAUCAGACUGGUAGAGAUUUCGGGUGAGAGGGAAAACGGCGGUAAGGGUGUCUGAAGUCGGUCGGGCGGCAAGAAUCUUCUCCGCGAGGAGAAUAUCUGCCCUCAAUACGGCUGUACGCAGUGCUUCUCCGGAGCGAUAAUUUGGCGAGGCCACCUGGUGGCGGAGGGAUUGCCUGUUGAUGGCUUGCUGCCCGGGAGGGAGGGCAAAAUAGGGUUGUAGCAGCAGAUCAACCGCUGUGAGAUCACCUGUUUCUGCUGCAUCAAUCAAGCAUUGGUCCAACGGACGCCCACUAGCGCCUUUCUUCAAAAGCAGGGUAAGUAAUUCGUUGCGGACUUCAAAGGUAACUUGCUUGGGGACUAAGCUCGUGCACUCCGAUGCCAAUGUCGAGUUAAGGGAGGAUGAUUCGUUGAAGAUUGCCAUGACAUAAUCCAUGCGGUUGGAUGAGAUGGCUUGCUUUAGAGCAGCACCAUUGUUAUACUCAAUAGACGCACCAUGGGUAGCUAGGAGUCGUGCCAUGUCGAUGAAGUCGUUACUGCAAGACUGUUCCAAAACGUGAGCAACGAUGCUACCAUUGGCUCCAGCACAAAGCAAGAUUUCUGAUAUUUCCAGCUUUGAGCUCUUGUCCAGUGUCGGGUGUUCGGCAAGCAUUAGAAAUGCAUCAUUGAUACUAGAUGGCUGAGGUGGGCGUAAGCCCAUGACGAUUGCUAGCACAAUAUCACGUCUACCAAUUGCAACAGCACAUCGCAGCGCUUCGGCUUGGUUGUAGUCUCCAUCUGCAGUUGCCUUGCUUAGUUGUACAACGUUUUCAACAGAGCCAGCCCGGGCCGCAUCGACCAUGGCUUCUGAUACUAGCUGAGUCGGCGGGCGUCCGUCCGACCUUAAAAUUAGACCAACAAUAGGCGCCAAGGCAUCGUGGACGCAGGCUUGGCGAAAUACGUCGGUUCCUUCGCCAUGCUCACCAACGCUAGCACCGUAUCUAAGAAGUUGUUCGACGAGGCGCGGGUUUCCGAGCCGGAUGGCAAGUGGCAGGCAAGUGUCCAAGGCGACUGGAUCGGCUAAUGGCAGAAGCAGCUCCGUCAUUUCAAGCUGGUUGCCGUCGACUGCCAUUCGGAGUAGUGCAGUGCGGUCAACAAAGGAAUCGACGCUCUUCUUUCGGUUCAAGAGUCCCGACUUUUGCUUCGCUGCCACUUGGAGCUCUACACCUGAGGCGGCGAGCUUGUUGAGCAGUGCUUCGGCGACACCUGCAGAGCCACCUGUUGCAAUCACACCAGCAAGAGUAUCUACAAUAUCUCUGGGCUCCCAGUGCUUUCCCCGCUUGAGACCACUGGAUGAAAAUGCCCUGGAGAGUGGGCUCUUUGGUUUGGCUUGAGCCAUGUCGAGGACACGGUAUUGGAUCAGCAUGUCGGCCGAGUUGUCGUCGUCGGGAGUUUGAAAAGAUGGCGGGUUUUCUGGACGAGUCAGCGGUCCAAGCAGCGGAGGAAGUGCAAUGUCCCAUUCCUGCGCCAGCUGCAGAAUCCUGAGCUGGCGAUCGUGGGACGUCAUCAGCGACAUUGUGAAGUCGGCCUUGGCUGGCUCAUCGGAAGGCUAUGGAGUCACGAGAGCAGAGCAGAGGUCGGGGAAACGACAUGCAAGCAGAGAGUCUGAGGCUGGCGGUGAUGUCGGACGCAGUAGCAGGUAAUUAUGCGGAUUUGUAACGAAGAGCGGAAAGCAACACAGCAGAAGAGAACGGAGGGGCGGCCGCAAGCUGGGAAACGGGGUGGCGUGGGGAUGGUCGGAGGUGAGACAGGGUGAAGAAGCGCCACUAGAAGAAAGCUGAACAAACGGCCAAGAUGCGACCUCAGCUGCCAUGCAAGUUAUAUUUGACGGUUGGAAAAAAAUAAGACUGUGAUGAGCACCUGUGGAGGAGUAAUAUAAAUGCAAACGAAGAGUUUCAAACACCCCCAAAACAAAUGCAAAUAGGGGUCUCCGAGAAAAGCGUCGAGUGGCGUCACAAUCAAAGCAACAAAGAUGCAAAGAAUGAGUUGUCAAAGGACAGACGUUGACCUGUGCUGGUUAGCGUGAACCAGGCUAUUCAAU